Messenger RNA from Trematosphaeria pertusa, 3402 nucleotides. RefSeq lists its product as uncharacterized. The transcript is spliced from 14 exons. The record is from RefSeq and is a predicted model, not a curated record. The coding region runs from base 236 to 3166 and encodes 976 amino acids. Lineage: Eukaryota; Fungi; Ascomycota; Dothideomycetes; Pleosporales; Trematosphaeriaceae.
GUGCUAUGUCCCAUUAUUGGGUGGGCAUCGGCUAGACUCUCUUGCCACUUAGAUACAGAAGAGAGCUGGGCACGGUAUGCUCUUGCUUCUCCAUAUUGGCCGCAUGCCGACUUUUCCUCCAACGAAGCAGAAGAUUGCUCUCCCCAUCUCGUGAUUGGUGUCGGGUCAGCUGCUCUACGACCUCUCAGUUCUCUCACCUCUGCCAGCACGUCUAUGGCCGCCGCUCUCCUCUGGCAUGAGUCCCUUGUACCUGCCUUUACCUUGCUCUCUCACCCGUCGGCGGGCCCAGCAACAGCCGGAUAUUGACUGCUCGGCCUGUCCAUCUUCUCAACCUUACCAACUACUCUCCCCAUACCUCACAACACAGUCACACUUCUCGAAAACUAUUCAGCUGGACGAAUGGAAGAUGGACAGCCCAAUCUUCGAACCUACGGACGAUUGCGAACUCGACCAAACGGCUCUGCUACCUGGCCCUGAUUUGUCUCUCGAUGUCGGCUCCGCACCAAUGGCGUACAUGUACCCCGCUGCUCCACCCGGCACGAACGCGCAGAAGCGCAAGUUCUCUGAUCUCGACCCAGAGAUCGCUACGCAUUUUGAGAAGCUCAGCAAAGAUUACCCAGGGCUCGAUGCCGACUCUCAGGCCUGUCAUGAUCCAAAUUCCGAGCCUCUACCGAAGCUCCCAAUCUACCACGCCUCUUUCGACAAAGCUGCAAACAUGGCCAAAGGCAUCAUCCGCGGCCUCCAAGAGACGGUCUUACUCAGCGGUGACCAAGAUGAAGAGUCGAAUUACAUGAAGGAGUGCUUGGCUCAACUGGCUGUGCCCGCCCAUCCGAAACCUCAGGUUACUUGUCUGUACGGCAAUUGCGGGGUCGGCAAGUCGUCACUCAUCAAUGCUUCCCUUGGCGUUGAGGGAGCAUCUCUAAAGACCGGCGACGGUGGAUCCGGCACGCUCGUACCAAUCGACUUUGUUCAAGCUGUAGAGAAGCAGAGGGGUCCACAUGUCGCGUAUGUCUUUUACUUUCCUUCACCUGGCUGUGGAGACAUCGUCAAGACAGCCUUCGCUAACUAUUAUGACUCACGCCUUGCCCCGACAGAGAACUUGUCAAAGGAUAUCUCUGCGAUCGAUCUCGGGAAGACGGCUCUCAAGAUGCUCAUGGCCCUGUUUGCUGACAAGCCGGAGUUCGAAGACGAAGAGGCUGCAGUUCGUUUUCUCAGUCGAGCGGUCUCGGCAGAUGACCCAAAGAUCUUGUCGCGUCUGCUUGCCUGGACAAGGAGCAUUCUAGAUGAGCUCGCGAAGCUAGGAAGUGUAGCUUGCAUCUGUCGCAACACUGCCGCCGAUCUCAAUAGGGCUCUUGAGCCCUUUACUCAGCAAACCGAUUUCCCGGAAAUUGAGGGGACCGCGCUUGAUUGUUCCGUGUGGCCAUUUGUAAGGCUUGUCAAGAAGUCACUCUCGAACCCUGUCCUCGCCAAGGGCAACGUCCUCGUGGAUCUGCCGGGCGUGUCUGAUGGGAAUCAGCACCGAGUGCAAUUGGCGAACUCGUACUUCAGGCGUUGCGAUCAGGCAAUAGUCGUCCACAGCAUCGAGAGGGCUGAAGACGAGGGGUGUGUUGAACAGUACAUCCUCAACGUCUUCCGAAGAAAGCGAAAUGGAAGCGUCGCCGUGGUGCUCACACGAGCGGAUGACAUCGAACAAGAAAUAUCCGGUCGCAUACGUUAUACACCGCAGCAGCAAGCACAGCUGAGAUCCCUUGACGAGUACGAGAAGGAAGUCAAAGAAGAGCUGCGCACGGUCAGACAGAAGCUCAGCCGUGGCAGCCCUUCGGACUUUCUGCGAGAAUUGACGCAUAAGCAGGGCCUCUAUAUGUUUCUACAAAAGAACAUCAAGCGCAAGCGAACCGAGAUCCUUGUGGCGGCACGCAAUGCAAAGGUCCGAAAGACACUUCAAGACUGGUACCGCACGAAGACCAAUGACCCGCAAGAGCUUCCGGUCUUCUGCGUAAGCAGCAAAUGCUACAUGGAGCAUAUCAGAGGAUUCUCCCCCGUGGAGCCUCCUCUACUCUCUGCCACGAUGACCGAGAUUCCCCAUGUGCGAUCCUACCUGUUCUCGCUCGCAAACAAGGCUGGAAAGGUGGACAUUCUCAAGCACUACUGCGCCCAGGUCAGGUCCCUGCUGAAUCAAAUGGAGCUGUCUUGUAUUGGGUUCAAGCCCAUGAUGAAACGUGAUCAUCUGCUCAAGAUAGUACAUGGUGCACGCAAGGGUAUCAGCAAACAAUUCGACGCGGUGCACCAGGAGCUCUGCAAGCGGUCAAUUACCCCGAUCCUAGUCAAAUUUGAUGCAUCCGAGGACUCGUGGUUGAGAGAGGCCGGGAACCUUUGCGACAGAUGGUCCAGAUACACCUACGCGGGCCACGUUGCGUUCAUGAAGCACGAGGGCAACUGGAAAACCGCUGCUUGCGGCAAAGCCAACUGGAACGCCAGCCUUCUUGAUGUCGCCCGCGAUGACAUUCAGCCUCUCUUGGACCAGUUCUACGUCGAAGGAUGCUACAUCUUCAAGAUCGAAGCUAUGCAAGCCCUGGGUGACUUGCUUGACCAGAUGGAGCAGGACAUGAAAGACAACUUGGACUAUGCGCAGACCAAAGCCUUCGAGGGCUUCUUCGAUAGCAUUCGCGAUCGAAAGAAAGUAAUGGGAAACAUCAUCGAUGAGACGACCAAGACUUUGCGCCAUCAGAUCCUUUUGCUGAACAACGAUACGCUCAACGAUGGCCCAAACAGCCCAUUCACCCACAAAAUGUCCAAAAUCUACAAGGAGAGCAUCAAAGCCGAGCCAGACAAGCUGCGGAGGACCAAGCAUGCUGCGCGCUGCGCCUACUUUCGCGAUUCCGUGUGCCUUCGCAAAGCAGGUCCCUUCAUGGCCAUCAAGCGCUAUCUCGAAAAGGGCUUCAACAAGGUCAUGGACGAUGCCGACAAGUCCAUGGUGGUCCAGUGCGAGACCGUCCUCGACGCGAUCAUGCACGACUUCAACCAGGUCUGUCCGGAGCGCGAGGACAAUGGCGUCCAGGCUCUGAAGCGACGAGAGACGCUCGGAAAAAAGGUCAAGGACGGGAGGGAUGAGUUGGAGGGACCGGUCAGGAACACGCUGCUCCAGUGUGGGGUCGCCAUGGACUGAGUCUUCGACAAAGAGUCAGUCUGCUAAGAGCGCGACUAGUAGGGGCGGUCGAACGGUUUGUGAUGGCUGGCGGCGCAUACAUUCCUUUCGCUUCGCGAGUCUGCGCUUUGAAUGGUUUACGGAGUCAGGGGUGUCACAGCAUCGCUUCGAAUUUUCUACAUCUAUCGGCUGAGACGAAUCAGUGGCAGAAUUACGGCAAGGUAUCUUUGACUAGUCGUCAAUACUCUUGAUAUCAA